Molecule: messenger RNA, 2712 nt
Organism: Sceloporus undulatus (fence lizard)
Lineage: Eukaryota; Metazoa; Chordata; Lepidosauria; Squamata; Phrynosomatidae
Gene: SLC17A7
Product: solute carrier family 17 member 7
Biological process (GO): neurotransmitter loading into synaptic vesicle; synaptic transmission, glutamatergic; regulation of synapse structure or activity
Cellular component (GO): excitatory synapse; synaptic vesicle membrane
Molecular function (GO): neurotransmitter transmembrane transporter activity; L-glutamate transmembrane transporter activity
Source: RefSeq, a predicted model, not a curated record
GCCAAAGGAGUCAAGAAAGGGAAGAGGAAAGAUAAAGGAGGCAGACCAAACCCCCAGAGACCAGAAGGAAAAAAGGGCAGAUUAAAUCUGCAGAGACCAGAAGGAAUGGGGGUCUCACCAAAUCUCCAGAGAACUUAAAGAAAGGAGGAUCAGAGCAUUAUCUCCAGAAACCCGAAGGAAAGGUGUGCAGACUAAACCUCCAGAGACCCCAAGGAAAAGGGGGACUCAGCAAACCUCCAGAAACCAAAAGGAAAGAGGGGCAGACCAAACCUCCAGAGAACUUAAAGAAAAGAUUAUCAGACCAUAUCUUUAGAGACCAGAAGGAAAGGGGGUCUUACCAAACCUCCAGAGAACUUAAAGAAAGGAGGGGGCAGCCUAAACCUCCAGAGAUCAGAAGAAAAGGGGGGCUCACCACAUCUCUAGAGACCAUAAGGAAAAGGGGGAGCAGCCCAAACCUCUAGAGAACUUAAGGAGGAUCAGAUCAUAUCUCCAGAGACCUGAACCUCCAGAGAGGAGCAAGCAAGGGAGCAAAGUCCCAGCCUCUUUGCCUGCCUCUGCCCCCAUCCACCCGCCCAGCCCCUGAAGCCUCCCUGACCUCAGAGCCCCUGGCCUCCCAGGCCGCCUUCGGGAUGUCCUGCUGGAGUCUUUAAUUGUUCGCCUCCAAAGGUGAACCUGGGACGCCUCACCUCGAGGAGAUCCUCAGCUGCCUUUCUGCUUCUUCCUUGGCACCAAAGGAGCCCAGGCAGGCGCCAUGGAGUUUCGGAAAGAAGAGUUUAAGAAGUUCACAGGGAGGACCUUAGGACACCUGCACAGGAUCCUCGAAAGGAAGCAGCCAGGAGGGGAAACCAUUGAGCUGACGGAAGAGGGCCGGGCUGUUGAGGUCACAGAGAAGCACCAGCCAGUUGUCGACUGCACCUGCUUUGGCCUUCCUCGCCGAUAUAUCAUUGCUAUCCUCUGUGGCCUAGGCUUCUGCAUCAGCUUUGGCAUCCGGUGCAACCUGGGUGUGGCCAUUGUCAGCAUGGUCAACAACAACACCGUCUACGAAGGGGACAAAGUCAUUGUGAAGAGAGCCGAGUUCAACUGGGAUCCAGAGACGGUGGGCAUGAUCCAUGGGUCGUUCUUCUGGGGUUACAUCGUCACCCAGAUUCCAGGGGGCUUCAUAGCACAGAAAUUUGCUGCUAAUAGGGUUUUUGGCUUUGCCAUUGUGGCAACAUCCACCCUCAACAUGCUUAUUCCAUCAGCUGCUCGCGUCCACUUUGGCUGUGUUAUCUUUGUACGGAUCCUGCAAGGGCUUGUAGAGGGGGUUACUUACCCAGCAUGCCAUGGGAUCUGGAGCAAAUGGGCACCACCAUUGGAACGCAGUCGGCUGGCAACAACAGCUUUUUGCGGCUCCUAUGCAGGGGCUGUGGUAGCCAUGCCUCUUGCAGGCAUUUUAGUCCAGUAUUCUGGAUGGAGUUCUGUAUUCUAUGUCUACGGCAGCUUUGGUAUCUUCUGGUACAUGUUCUGGUUACUGGUUUCCUAUGAGAGUCCUGCACAGCACCCGACCAUCUCAGACGAGGAGAGGAAAUACAUAGAAGAAAGCAUUGGAGAGGGCUCUAGUCUCAUGAAUCCUCUGGUGAAAUUCAAAGCGCCCUGGCGCAAGUUCUUCACAUCCAUGCCUGUCUAUGCCAUUAUUGUGGCCAAUUUUUGCCGGAGCUGGACUUUCUAUUUGCUCUUAAUUAGCCAGCCGGCCUAUUUCGAAGAAGUGUUCGGCUUUGAAAUCAGUAAGGUGGGUAUGCUUUCCGCCUUGCCCCAUCUAGUGAUGACCAUCAUUGUACCCAUUGGGGGUCAAAUUGCUGACUUUCUGAGGACACGGAGGCUCAUGUCUACCACAAAUGUUCGCAAGAUGAUGAACUGCGGGGGGUUUGGCAUGGAAGCUACGCUACUCUUAGUGGUCGGUUAUUCCCACAGCAAAGGGGUUGCAAUUUCUUUUCUCGUGCUGGCCGUGGGUUUCAGUGGCUUUGCUAUUUCAGGAUUUAAUGUGAACCAUUUAGACAUUGCCCCCCGGUAUGCCAGUAUCCUUAUGGGCAUCUCCAAUGGUGUGGGGACCCUCUCGGGCAUGGUGUGCCCCCUUAUAGUUGGAGCUAUGACCAAACACAAGACACGGGAGGAGUGGCAGUACGUUUUCCUCAUAGCCUCAUUGGUGCAUUAUGGCGGUGUCAUCUUCUAUGGGAUUUUUGCCUCGGGUGAGAAGCAGCCAUGGGCAGAGCCAGAAGAACUCAGUGACGAGAAAUGUGGUUUUAUCAAUGAGGAUGAACUGGCUGAUGAAGAGGACGAGGCUGCCCGCAUGGCAUCAGGAGGCGGUGGAGGUGGUUACGGUGCCACCAAAAGCACCAGUUUUGCAAAUGGAGGCUGGACUGCUGACUGGGACAAGAAAGAGGAAUACGUACAGGAGCCUGGCAAAGAUUCAUAUAUGUAUGGCAAGCCAGGAGAGCGGGACUUAUCGUAGAGAUGCUCCAUCCCUCUUCUGUCAUGGGAUGAUGGGGCUUUGGUUCAGUCCACUGGAGUGAGGGGGAAAGGCCUACAUUUUGGGUUGCUUCUCACCCCACACCCUUCACUUUACCACCCUUUCCUCCCCUCAGCCCAUAUUUUUGGUGCAUUGGUAAAACUGUCUGGAUCCACUAAAAACUGCCCCAGCUCCUAGCCUUGGUAAUAAUGACCCAAGAAGGUAUG